AUUAAGAAUUAUGGAAACAACAAAAGAAAAAUCUUGUGUUUGGCAAGGUUAAUCUUAUCCCUGUUGCCGACACAAAAAAUCUAGCUUCCAAACAUUCGAGCUGGAGUAAAUCCAGUUCCAAUUCCGAAUGCCCUAGGGCCUAAGCUGCUACUGCGAGUAAUUAUGGAGGAGAACCGCUGCAAAUUCUGGCUCCCCAGAAAGAAUCGAUCCUGUGCUAAUGCUCCCCUCAACGGUUCUCCCUUCUGUGGCAACCACAAGCCGAGGUCUGAUAGCCAGUGGAUCCCUUGCCCAAUCGACCCUUCCCACUCUGUUCUUCAAGAAAACCUCGAGGGACAUGUUAAAAGAUGCCCAUUAUUGAAACAAACCCAAUCCUUGUCCCUUCAGCCAUAUUACCAGAAGGGCAUUAAUGCUGGCAAAGAAGAAGACAAUGCCAUUACAUCGGAAAUGAAGAGGAUUGCAGUUUAUAGCAUGACUGUAUCUGAAUUUUAUGAAUUAAUAAAGAAGAUUGAGUCCAUUCAUGCAACGAUAUGUGAUGAUAUUUCGGAAUCGUAUAAGAUUCCCGAGGCUUGUAACAUGUGGAUUAAGAGAGAAGUAGACAGUAAAUUACCAUUUCAAGAGAAACAUGUCAAGCAACAAGCAUCAAUUAUUGGAAACUUGGAGUAUUUCGGGGUGAUCAAUUCUUCUCUUGUAAAGGAACAAUGUGACGUUGAGGGUAUAAGCCUUGACAAAAUUGAUUCUCGCCCUGCAGUGGUUGAAUUUGGAGCAGGGAGAGGAUACUUGACACAGAUGUUAGCAGAUUGUUACGGGAUUGAUAGGGUCUUUUUGGUUGAACGAAAAUCAUAUAAACUUAAGGCUGAUCGAUCCUUGCGACAGAAAGAGAGUUUGAUAUUGGAGCGUUUGAGAAUUGAUAUAGAGGAUUUAAACUUAAAUGCUGUUGAGUCCCUGCGAGGAGUCCCUUUUCUGGCUAUUGGUAAACAUCUCUGUGGGCCAGCAACUGAUUUGACACUAAGAUGUUGCCUCUCCGAACAAGACAGUGAGCGCAGUAUGGAACAGUGCCAUGACAAUGAUUCCCUUAAGGGCAUUGCUAUAGCGACAUGUUGCCAUCAUCUUUGCCAGUGGAAGCAUUAUGCAAACAAAAAAUUCAUGGUGGAUUUGGGGAUCACGAAGGAAGAAUUUCAUGCAAUUACGUGGUUUACUAGCUGGGCAGUAGAUGCUGACCAUGGAUCAGAUCUCUCUGUUGAUAGCAGUUUGCUUCUUCAGUCUCUGGAAGAGGAACAGCACGGAGGGGAUGUUAAUGGGAUUGAAGAUGUUGUGAGAAAUAUGAAAGCAGUUGAGAGGGCUGUGUUGGGUUUUAUGUGUAAACAGAUCAUUGAUAUGGGAAGGAUGAUGUGGGCAAGGGAACGAGGAUUAGAGACACAGCUUGUUAAGUAUGUCCCAUCAAGCAUCUCUCCUGAAAACCAUUUAUUGAUUGCUAAACAUGCCAAGUGCUCAUGAAAAGCACUGGAUUUGACAUUAAUAUUUUUGAAAGCCUUUUUGUUGCCCCCCAAGUAAACAGAGAAUAGGUUAACAUGCUAGUAUCAUUUGGCAUCCGUGAUGGAUGUCCACGUCCCAUUGGUUGAUUUGCAAAUGAUUAUUAACACAGUUUAGGUUUAGCUGCCGGAACAAGAAUUUGAUUAGUUUGUGUGAGGCUGCAUUUCCCUUCUUAUCUUCAUGGGGGAAUGCAAAUGUAUAUCAUGACUAGACAAUUGUUCUUUGCUUGUUUUAUGGAUCAAUAGCCUUCUUAUCUUAUUACUAUUUUAA
Molecule: messenger RNA, 1800 nt
Organism: Manihot esculenta (cassava)
Lineage: Eukaryota; Viridiplantae; Streptophyta; Magnoliopsida; Malpighiales; Euphorbiaceae
Product: tRNA:m(4)X modification enzyme TRM13 homolog
Exons: 9
Coding region: 163-1494 (443 amino acids)
Biological process (GO): tRNA methylation
Source: RefSeq, a predicted model, not a curated record